Molecule: messenger RNA, 975 nt
Organism: Scomber scombrus (Atlantic mackerel)
Lineage: Eukaryota; Metazoa; Chordata; Actinopteri; Scombriformes; Scombridae
Product: group XIIB secretory phospholipase A2-like protein
Exons: 4
Coding region: 64-693 (209 amino acids)
Biological process (GO): cholesterol homeostasis; lipid catabolic process; phospholipid metabolic process
Cellular component (GO): extracellular region
Molecular function (GO): A2-type glycerophospholipase activity; calcium ion binding
Source: RefSeq, a predicted model, not a curated record
UCAGUAUUGCCUCUGUGAGUGUGUUAGUGUUUCCCUGUGAACAUACUGAGCCGUCUGAACUACAUGAUGACUCGCUGGGCCUUUCUCGUUUCCCUCCUGCUGGGCCUGUUAGCCCACAGCGCCGUCGGUCAAGAGGCCGAGGACCCGACCGCGGCACCUGCGAGCCAGGCCUCCGAUGGCACGGAGGCAGAGGACGAGGACGGUGAUUGGGGAAUGGGCUCUAUCAGAGGAGGCUUUGAGUCAGUCGGUGGCUACUUUGACUCCGUGCUGGAGUUCAUGGGCGGACGUGAUGGAGUGUGCCAGUACCGCUGUCGAUUUGGUAAAGCUCCACUUCCUCGUCCUGGGUAUGAGAUGCCUCAACCUAACGGCUGUAGCGCCUACUUCUUUGGGCUUCCUGUUCCAGAGGGGAUGGACAUGGGCAUCCCCGCCAUGACCAAAUGUUGCAAUCAACUGGAUAUGUGUUACGACACAUGCGCCUCCAACAAGUACCGCUGCGACUCCAAGUUCCGCUGGUGCCUCCACAGCAUCUGCUCUGACCUCAAGAAGAGCCUUGGCUUUGUGUCAAAAGUAGAAGCAUGUGAAACGGUGGCGGACACCUUGUUCAACACAGUGUGGACUCUGGGCUGCAGACCCUUCAUGAACAGCCAGAGGGCAGCAUGCUACUGUCAAGGAGAGGAGAAAGAUGAACUUUAGAUUAAAAACACAAACCCCUUCUCCUAUUUAUUAAGAUAGUAUGAAGUACAGCAGCAUAUCGGAUUACGAUGCUGCAAAAGACUGCUGUGCUGCUGUACUUGGCUAAUUUAUUUGGAAGUCCUCGUUUUAGUUUUGUUAAAGGACGUUUGUUUAAACCACAUUUGGAUGUUAUUUCAACCUGUACUGUUGGUAGAUUUCUUCACCGUGAUGAACAUCCUGUCCUGUAAGAAAAAAUGUCUGUGGUGUGAAGAUUCUCGACAGUCAAUAAAAGAUUCAAAACUC